Colletotrichum higginsianum IMI 349063 is the source of this 3057-nucleotide messenger RNA. RefSeq names its product BZIP family transcription factor. Gene Ontology annotation, molecular function: DNA-binding transcription factor activity. Gene Ontology annotation, biological process: regulation of DNA-templated transcription. The record is from RefSeq and is a predicted model, not a curated record. Lineage: Eukaryota; Fungi; Ascomycota; Sordariomycetes; Glomerellales; Glomerellaceae. Bases 1 to 3057 code for a protein of 1018 amino acids. The transcript is spliced from 4 exons.
AUGUCCGUCCCAUCGGUCUGGGUCAGGAUGAUGCGCCGGCCGACGCGGCCACAGAUUUGGAAAAGCCGUCUGCAGCUGGUGCUGCUCCUCCCCAUCGUCGUCCACCUCGCCCCUGUCCCCCUCAUCACCCUUCGCGCCAAACACAUGCUGAACGCGGCUUUCCAGACCAGCCAACGACCGCCGUCAGGCACAUCCGUUACUGUAACACAUCGCCAUCGUCGUCUAAUUAAUCAGCAGGCCGAGGGAUACGCCGGCGGCUUCGGUGCAUUGGACCAUCCACCUCUGUCUUCGACUUCGGUGUUCCAGCGGGACGCUGCGCCGGCGCCCACUAGUAAUCAACUCCACCCGGAUUCUCAGCCGCCUCUUUUCUCCCAUCCCUCGUACGCUUCUCACGUGCAGCGUCACCAUAAUCACGAGUAUCCCAACGCCCACCACCGGCAAGACACGCAGGCCUUUUACUGCAACCCCUCCCAACAACACCACCACCACCACCACCAACAACAACAAAAACAAGAACCACCGUACCAGCAGCAGCAGCAGCAGCAGCAGCAUCACCAUCGUCCCGAACUUCACUCUCAUCCCCGUCAAAGCCAAGAGCAAUAUCGGCAAUUACUUCUCUACCCUUCCCCCGUCGAUUCUGCCUCUGUUGCCUCCUCAUCACCGGAACCUCACCCGGUACCUCUGCUUCGCCACCCCCACGACCCCAGGUUGUUGCAGGCCCAGAUCCAAAUCCCAAUCACUGGAACCGGCUUCGAGUUCCUUUCUGCCCAGGAGCCCGGCUAUCCCCCAACCGCUGUCGACCUAGUCCCGAUUCGAUUUCCGCAUUCAGAUCCCACACACAUCCCCACUGAGCCCCAGGCUGCUUUUUCUUUGUCCGGCCCUUCUGGAUCUGGAUCUGGACCGGACCAUCUACUCCACUACUACAACAAUAACAACAUCAACGACGACAACGACGACGGCUACGGCCACGGCGACGGCCACGGCGACGACGACUUCCUGCAUCGCCAUUCUCCCGGUGUUCACUUCCCUGACGGCUCCCCGCUCCCAUUCAUGCAGAACCCCAAGCUUUCCAUCCUCAAUGCCGAGUCGUAUGACGAUGGCACGUUGGAUCCUCGCGCUGCGAGGAGCCUGCCAGCCGGGAGGCCCGGCGCAGUGACGGACAGUGAGUCGAGUCGAUCCAAGAAGCGGCCAAAGGCUCAGUCGUCCGAUACCGAUGCCGGCCAUCAGGAAGAGGAAGAGAAGAAGCGAUCGCGAGGUAGACCGCGUCUGGACACGAAUGACGAGACAGCCAAAGAUCGCCGUCGUACGCAAAUCCGCCUUGCGCAGAGAGCCUACCGCAACCGCAAGGAAACGGCCAUUCAGUCGCUCGAGAAGAAGGUGGACGAGCUGAGACGGACCAACGAGGAGAUGAGCAAAGAGUUCAUGAAGCUCUAUGACUUCGCCGUCAGCAAGGGUAUGCACGAGAGCACGCCCGAGUUCGGUCUCCAACUGCAGUCGACGACGGAGAAGUUCGUCUCGCUGGCACGGAAAUCGAGCCUGGAGCCCGAGGGGGACGACGAGCUGCCGGCCAGCCAGGAGAACGAGGGCGAGGCGGCGCAGGACACCAGCCCGUCCCGGGCCCGUGGGCAGCACAGCGACAAGUCGGCCUCGCCCGCGGCCGACAAGCCCAGAAACCCCGGCAAGUCCCUCGAUAUGGCGGCAACAACAGCGACGACGACAUCGACGACGACGACAACGACAGCGGCGUACGGAGGCUACAUGGCCAGUUACAACAACGCCCCUCUGCACUCCAACAACGCUCGCCCACACCCCCACGGGCUGACGGCGGUGCACACGACGUCGUGGGCCGUCGACAACCAAUCUCAGGCGCCGCAUUCUAUGGGUCUCUCGCAGGCGCCUUUGGGCUACGAGAUUGUGACGGAGGCGACGCCGGACAAUGCUAGCUUUCCUUUCGGUAUGUCCAUCGAACACCAAAGCCUGAUGGCCCCCGCGUCAGACUCGCACGGCGGUCCAUCCGAACAGCCCUUGUCUGAGGCGCUCUUCUCCAUGCUCUCGGGGCCGAGCUCGUACGCGUAUCAGGAGCGCACGUUCGGGCGGCGGUUGCAGCGGUCGACGCUGGAGAAGGGCUACCUGCUGAUGCGCAUGUCCAACCCGCCGCCGUCGCUCGUCUCCAGUGCCUUCGGCUUCUGCCUGCUGUUCGAGCCCAGAGAGCGCAUCCUCGAGCGACUCGCUAACUGCCUCAGUGUGAACCAACGCGAGACCAUGUUCAACUGGCGCUUCCCCUUUCUACACCUCGGCGGCGGCGGCACCUGGUUCGGCGAGAUGAAUGAGAUGAACGUGUCGGCGUAUCCGCCCAUCGGCGGCGGCGGCGGCGACGGCGGCCCCGACGGCAGCAGUAGCAGCAACAGUCCGAGGCGAAUCAUCGGGAACCAAGGCACCGCCGAGCCCCGCCGACAAAAGGUCGACUCGUUGUUCGGUCUAGGGCCGUGGGACGCCGAGACGGAGGAGAUGCGGGACCUUCGCAUCGACCAGGAACAUGCGAAGCUGCGCACGACCGUCCCGGGGUUUGAAGGCGACUUCUACGACGCCGAUGAGGUCGAAUGGGUGCUGCAGCAGCGCGGCGUCGUCAUCCCGCCCGCCUCCGACUUCGUUACGGCCGAUAUCGACCCGGCGGACUUCUCGAUCGACACGGCGUCCGGCGGCGCCGCGGCCGGGUCGAGCGCGCAGGGGACGGCCGCCGAUAUCGUGGACACCAUGACCAGGGACCACCCUCCGAACCCCCUCGAGGCCUACGCGAGGGAGUGGCUCGGGGUGAACCUGAAGCCGACGAAGCCGACGGACGUCGACCUAGGCGAGAACAUCGACCCGGGCCUCCGGGGCGGGGCGGACUCGUCGAGCCAGUUGCCGACGGCGGCGGGGGCGAAUAAACGGUCGGUGACGAUCAACGUCGGGGUGUUGGUUCAAGAGAUCGGACUGAGGUCGGUUUGUCUUGGACGGUCGCCGGGUGUGCGGCCGAAGGAUCUCAACAUCUCGUUCUGGGCUUCUCUAGUGACGUAG